Penicillium canescens is the source of this 291-nucleotide messenger RNA. RefSeq lists its product as uncharacterized. Bases 1 to 291 code for a protein of 96 amino acids. The record is from RefSeq and is a predicted model, not a curated record. NCBI's taxonomy places the organism in Eukaryota, Fungi, Ascomycota, Eurotiomycetes, Eurotiales, Aspergillaceae. The transcript has a single exon.
AUGGUUGAUACCAAGCCCAAGGGUCUGCGGAUCCCGAGCAGCAUUCUCUGCGAAUGUACAAUUGAUAAAGCCUGGCUGGAAAGCUGUACACUGCAGAACUGUGUUGUUCUGAAUGUGCAAGGUGCCCAUUCUACCAGAUUGAGGAACUCGCUCAACCUUGAUAUCGACUUUGCCAAGCGCAAUGAGGCCAGGGAAAGUGUAGUGUUGGAAUGGAACCCAGAAUAUACGAAAGCCCCAACCGAGAAGCUUCCUACCAACAAGGACCACAUCGGAGGCCAAUCUGCAGAAUGA